This is a messenger RNA of Puccinia graminis f. sp. tritici CRL 75-36-700-3, 2216 nucleotides long. RefSeq lists its product as uncharacterized. Gene Ontology annotation, biological process: protein K48-linked deubiquitination. Gene Ontology annotation, cellular component: cytosol; cell periphery. NCBI's taxonomy places the organism in Eukaryota, Fungi, Basidiomycota, Pucciniomycetes, Pucciniales, Pucciniaceae. The coding region runs from base 1 to 1659 and encodes 552 amino acids. Gene Ontology annotation, molecular function: cysteine-type carboxypeptidase activity; K48-linked deubiquitinase activity; cysteine-type deubiquitinase activity. The transcript is spliced from 4 exons. The record is from RefSeq and is a predicted model, not a curated record.
AUGACUGAACAACAACAACAACAGAGUAGCAGUACAACUAGCACUAAUUAUAGGAAUCAAGACGAACAAGAACAAGAACAAGAACAAGAACAAGAACAAGAAAAGAAUCAGGAAGAAGAACAAGAAAAGAAUCAGGAAGAAGAACGAUCAAAAGAAGAACGAGAAGAAGAACAUGGACAGGAAAUCCAAGCUCAACCAUCAAACAUCAUCGAGAACCCUAUCAAUAACCACUGUACUACAGACCAGCAGCAGCAGCAGCAGGAUAUCAGAAACAACUCAGAACAGACUCAUGACCAAAGAUGGUGGAUCAAACAGGUACUAUGGCCACCCUUCCCAACCCAGAAUAACUCAAGACCACGCUCAGUCUCAAUCCUUAUGCAAAACCACAACGGUCCCUGUUCCUUGCUAGCAAUCUGUAACGUACUCCUACUACGCGGCGCGAUCACCCUCCCAGGCCCAUCCAAUCGAACCUCGAUCUCAUUCAGCAGCUUACUAACUCUCCUCGCAGACUAUCUAGUCCAUCAACAACUUCAACCUCACCAACUACACUCAGCACUCUCCACCAUCCCAAUCACUCAGACAGGCCUUGACCUCAAUCCAAGCUUCGCUUCUAUCGAUGGCUUCAGACCUACCUCUCACUCCGCCUCCUCUUCAUCCUCCUCCUCCUCCUCAUCCACUGUCCAUGGCCUCGAUCUCUUCACAGCCGUCGGAAUCCCACUCGUUCAUGGCUGGAUUGCCGACUCUCAAGACUCGGAUACCUGGGACGUGAUCGUUGGAAAGUGUGGUGAUUAUGAUAAGGCGGUCGAAUUGGUCGUGACUGGCGAAGAACUAUUAACAAAACAACUCGAGAACCCUCAUCUGGAACUCAACCAGGAAGAACAAGAUCUGCUGAGAGAGGCUCUACUCGUCCGAAAGUUUCUUGAUUCCACCUCGACCCAACUAAGUUACCCGGGCCUAUUUCAGCUUGCGACUGGAUUGACCACCGACUCCCUUGUAGCCCUACUCCGCAACUCCCAUCUCUCAGUCCUCUACCGACGCCCACUUCUACCUGUCAAUCUACCCACACCGGCCCCUCCCCCACUACCUCCACCACCAGACCAGACAGAUCCGGACUACGACCACGCGACGGCCUUGGAGGUUCAUGCGGUCAGCCAGCAACUGAUGGCUGCCGAACAUGCCUGUACGGAUCCAGAAGAGCUGCUAGAUGACCCCCGCUUGCCCAAGCUCUUCACCCUCGUCACCGAUCUGGCCUUCCUCAACGAACCACAGAUCGUCUGGGAAUCCCUCGAGGACGUCGAAGGCGGUCUGAGCGAAUUCUACGACUGGAAACUCACUCCAAGUCGGCUCAAAAACUCGGCACCUAAUCAGACAUCUCAUCCGAAUCCGACACCCAACCAGCUCAAUCAAUCGACACAUUCCACCGGCCCACCACGCUCUAACACAGAUACCGAUUUAAAUCUAGCUCACCAAUUACAAGAAGAGGAAUACGAGCGUGUCCGUCGAUCCGAACAGCCGCCCGUCCAUCAACCCAACAUCCCAUUGGGAGGCGGCAUACCUGCACCUCCUCCGCCCCGACCUGCACAGACCCAGCUCAAUACAACCACCGCUACCGCUUCAGCUCCAAUCAAGAAGAAGAAGAAGGGCUGCGUGAUCGUAUAGUCUCGUCUCAGCCACAACGAGUGUUCUGGGCGCGAAGGAUGUAACUUGGUCUUGCUUUCCUCGAAACACAGGGAGGAUGUCAUUCAACGGAAACAUCGUCAUCAUCGCUUACCGUUAUCUUAAUCUCUUGGCUGUAUCUAUUCAUAAGCUUAAUAUCCGUACCUCUUCUCGCUUUUGUGGACCUGAACAAUCAAGUUGUCUCCACCGCGAGGCUUCUGUUGUUGUCCUUCUUCUCACGCUUCUAAUUGAUCUCUUCUCUCAUCAAUUCAUUUCGGUAGCAAAGGAAGCAGUGACACAUAUUGGUCAUAAUCGUUGAGUAGGUAAUCUUCAUCUUGCUAACAACCCUUGGUACUUCCAUUAUCAUUAUCAUCAUCAUCAUCCAUUUGUUGUUAUUCCCUUGUACUAUAGAUCAUAUUAUGAUUCCACCAUACAUGCCACAUUAUAUCUUGUUUUCUACAUAUCUUUAUCAAAUAAGCAUUUCAAAGAAAAGAAUGUCGGACUCUCUGAUUCUUCUUCUCGACUCCCAUGUUCUGAAAGCACGCGAUUAACAGUCCAGA